Zonotrichia leucophrys gambelii is the source of this 6234-nucleotide messenger RNA. It is a transcript of the gene TRMT44, whose product is annotated as tRNA methyltransferase 44 homolog. The coding region runs from base 1 to 2022 and encodes 673 amino acids. Lineage: Eukaryota; Metazoa; Chordata; Aves; Passeriformes; Passerellidae. The transcript has 11 exons. The record is from RefSeq and is a predicted model, not a curated record. Gene Ontology annotation, molecular function: metal ion binding; tRNA (uridine) methyltransferase activity. Gene Ontology annotation, biological process: tRNA methylation.
AUGGGGCCGGUGGGGACGGCGGCCGUGCGGGACCCCGGCGGCGCCGCGCUGCCCGGCGGCUUCUGGGCGGCCGUGCACGUGUGGCUGGAGAAGCCGCAGGUGGCCAACAGGAGACUGAGCGGCGCCGCUGUCCAGGCGGAGGGGACGGUGCCGCUCGGCGAGGGCGGGGAGAUAUCGCCCUCCAUCGUCACUGCGGGGGCAAACGGGGGCGACGGCGGGCAGGAGGGGCGAACGGCGGGGGCCGCGGAGCUGGGCCGGCUCUGGAGGGAGGUGCGGGGCCAGCUGGCUCUGCCGCCGCCCCUCGUGGCCUGGGGCGGGCCCGGCGGGCUCCGCGCCGUGCUGAGGACGCUGCUGCCCCGGGGCCGCCCCGCCGCGCCCCCGGCCCGGGAGCUGGCGGUGCAAGAUGUUCACAAUGGAACUGUGACCUUUCUGCCUUUGGAGGAAAACAGUGAAGGAAAAUACCUCGUUAAAAAGUGCAAUAUUUAUCAAAUUCAACUUAAACACAUAAAAGAUGAGGAAUGGUCUAUAUCUGUUGUAGCUCCAUUUCCAGAAGAUUGGUUUUCAGAUGGAAUUGUGUACCCCAAACUAGCGUGGCUUGGAAAUGAACUUUUGUUCAAACUGGCUAAAUGGUCUGUGGAGCAAAAACCUAGUGAGUUUAAAAGUACACUCUCCCUCAUUUCAGUAGCAAAAUACAGCAAGGUUUAUCAGGACCUCAAAGAAAAGUACAAAGAGAUGGUAAAGGUGUGGCCUGAAGUGACAGAUCCUGAGAAAUUUGUCUAUGAAGAUGUUGCCAUUGCCACUUACUUGCUGAUUCUUUGGGAAGAAGAGAGAAAAGAAAAAGGGCUGACCAAGAAGCAGUCAUUUGUAGAUCUUGGAUGUGGAAAUGGUUUGCUGGUUCAUAUUCUAAACAACGAAGGGCAUCCAGGAAAAGGAAUUGAUGUGAGGAGAAGAAAAAUAUGGGCCAUGUAUGGACCAGGGACGCAUUUAGAGGAAGCUACAAUCAUUCCAGGUGACAGUCACCUCUUUCCAGACACUGACUGGCUCAUAGGAAACCAUUCAGAUGAAUUAACACCGUGGAUACCUGUAAUUGCAGCUAGGUCUUCCUAUUCAUGUUGUUACUUCGUGCUGCCAUGCUGCUUCUUUGAUUUCCAUGGAAAAUACAGCCGAAGACAAUGCAAGAAAACUCAGUACAGAGAAUAUCUUGAUUUUGUUGCCCAAGUAGGAUUUGUGUGUGGCUUUCAUGUGGAAGAAGAUUGCCUUAGAAUUCCAUCAACAAAAAGGGUCAGUUUUGUAGGGAAAAGCAGGAGCUAUCCAGCUGCAGAACGUGCUCUGGUUGACGAGCAGAUAACGCAGUUCAUUAACGCUCGUCGCACCUGUGCUGGGGCCACGUGUGACAGAAGGCUUGGAUUUAACCACGAGCAUCACUCUGGUGGUCUGUGCAAAGAAGCAGGCUCAGAACCUCCUGAAGAUGAGACUGAGACAGCUGGUACAAUUUGGAUGCCUGGAUUUCAACCCAGAGAAAAAGUAGAACAAGUCAGAAAUUGUGCUUCCCUCCCUCGGGACUUUGUAGAUGAAGUGGUUCUCAAUGUGGCAAACUUGCUGUUAAAUGCAGCCCCCCAGAAAUCAUGUUCUGAUGAACAGGGUGGAAAUAUGAAUACCUGGAAUCAAGGAGAAAGCCUUUCUUUGAGAGAAGUGGCAGAACACUUGGAUAAAGAGGUUUUAAAAAAGCUGAAAAGUGAAUAUGGAGGCCUGCAGACACUACUCAAGAACAAUCAUCAAGUAUUUGAAGUUCUGAAUGGGAGAGUUCAUAUUCGUGACUGGAGGAAAGAGAAACCACCAAGUAAAACUAAACCUGAAGUGAAGCGGCGCCUUUCAGCUGAAGCAUUUAAAACACGCCUCUGUUGGUUUUUCAUUCAUCAUCCUGAUGGUUGUUCUUUACCUUCUGAAGCUUGCCCAUAUGCCCAUGGGACUGAGGAGCUAAGGCAGUCUCAGAUGAUUAAGAAGAAAAAACAUAUACAGUAAUAAAAUGUUGCAACUUCUGUUUAGAUUCAUGUACAUAAGAGAAUCUAUGAUUGACUUUGGGACUGCCUAGUGUGUGAACAUCUGUACAAUAUGGAGGGAUUUUCCUCAUUUCUGUGCAUCUUAUUUUGCAGUUGGUUUACAAGUUCUCCUGUAUUUCUAAUUCGUUAUUUUUUUAUUAACAGCUAAUAGGUAUACUAAAGUACAUAUAUAUUUUUGGAUAUACAGCUUGUCUAGCUUGCUUGAUCAUGUGGAGUUUCCCAAGAAAUUAAGUUUUUAAACUUUUCUACUUAUAUAAAUGCAAGCCCAGGGUUGUCCUGCUUGUCUCCCCCACUCACACAGUCAGACAAGGUUCCUUUACUCCCUGGCUUCCCGUGGCACAGGUCUCAAUCCUUAAAAUAAUUUAAACUUUGCGCAACAACAAAACAGCUCAAGCUGCUGCCUCUGAUGAGGGACUUUGUACAAAGGAACUCCUGGGUUUUUAUACCCUCACAGGCUCAGCACACAAAGUCUGGGGAUCCUCAGCUCCUGCCUCAUCUCUGAGUGUCCAAUGCCGCCACAGGUCCCCAGGCCCUUUCCUAUGUGAAGGGUGGCAUUUCUCAGCCUCUGGCCUGGGGCUCCCACCACUCAGAGCUCAACCUGCAGUUCACCCUGCAGCUGCUCACCUUGCUACCUGCACUGAAUGUGUUCCUCAACAGGAGGAUUUAUGGUUUCUUAUAAUUCAUAGUGGCUCUUGGGAGUCUUGGAAUCAGAAAUGGGAGAGAUUUCACUCUUUCGUGGCUUGAUAGCUUCCUUUCCAAAUUACUAUGCAGUAAUAAUAUAGAAUACCCUUCAUGGUCCUUUCCUUGCAUUUUAUUUUGAUUCAAAGUAAUUGGUUUGCAAGAAGAAUUUUCUGGGAAAUUACUGUGGAGGCCUUCAGAUGUAGGUGUAGGUUAUUAAGGGUUUGUAGGCCACACUAUCAUAGAUGCAUAGAAAGAGUUGUGUUGUAAGCAACCUUAAAGAUCAUCUACUCCCCUGCCAUGGGCAGAAACAUCUUUCACAGAUUCCUCAAAGCCUCAUCCAACCUGGCCUUUACUUAUUUUCAAAGUAAGGAGUAAAAGUAGAAAAUCUGUUUAAUAAUAUUAGGAUGAUGAGGUUUCUGUGUAUCAGAUAUCAAAGGAAUGCUUAGCACCUUGAGCAACUUUUAGCACCUUUGGUAGAAUAUGUUCUUUAAAAGGUUUAACUUUUAAAUGCACAUCCUAAGAAGAAUACUGAAGCUGAUGAAGGGUGUAGAGAAUAUGUCCUGUGAGGGACAACUCAGAAACUGAGGCUUGUUAGCCUGGUGAAAAAGAAGCUCAGAGAGCUCUUAUUAGACUCUACAGCCUGAAAGGAGGUUGUAGCCAGGUAGGGAUCAUACUCCCAAGUAACAAGUGACAGCUUGAAAGAAAAUUACUUCAAUUUGUGCCAGGGAAGGUUUAGAUUGGAGAUGAGGAAAAACCAAAGGACUUGUCAAGCAUUGCAACAGGCUGCCCAGGGAAAGGGUGGAAUCACUCUACCACACCUGGAGGUGUUUAAAAGACAUGUAGGUGUGGCAUUUAGGGACAGGGUGGUGAACUGACAGUGCUGAGUAAAUGCUUGGAGUCAAUGACCUUAGAGAUCUUUCCCAAUUCUAUGAUUCUAUCAACUUACCAGUGAACAUAAUUACUACUCAGUGGCAGUCAUUGAACUGGUGUCAUAGCUCAUACCUGUUAAGUACUUGUAAAGUUCAAUAAGUGCUGUACAAGUUGUGACAAGGACUUGUGUUCUGGCCCAGUUGGUACAUUGAUAGUGUGGAAACUCAUCUGAUCUACUGAGACAAGACUUUGAUUGCAAAAACCUACUGAAGAAAGGCAAGAUGAAGGUUACAGAAGAAAGUUGCUAAAGAAGAAAUGUGGAGGUGGGUGCAAUGACACAGAAAGUGAGUGCAGUGAGAUCUAGGGGUAGGAGUGAAUAAGCCAUGUGAGGACUCUGUAAGAGCUCAGGGAAUCUGGACAAGAAAGGAAGGAAACAAUUGAAUACAAAGCAGAGGAAAAAUGAAAAAUUACACCAUAAACACUUUUCAAAACAGUGCCAUGGACCCUAACUUCAAGCAGCAGGGUGCACUCCAUGGCAUGAAGAUGAAACAGGCUCCAAAUCUCUUGGCAGGAUAGGACCAAAGAACUGACUGAAGUGCUGUAUAUUAUCCUUUUUUCCUUUGCAUUUUUCUUCUGAUCUUGAAAGAAGCAGCACUUGCUAGAUCACAAUGACCCUGACAAUUGCAGCAGCAUCUUGCUGAUGGAUCAUGUACCACGUUAUCCAAUAUGCUGAGUACUACAGGUAGCUGUCCUACCACUGCCAGGAGCUGUGGUGGGCUCUGAGCCUUUCCCAUAGCUCUGGUUUGCAGUGAUGUGUUUGGUAUCACAUCCUCAGUUCAGCUCUUAUCAGUGCUGUGUUACAGACAGUACAGAAUUUGUGCCUUUCAGUAAAAAAAGAAGUGCCCUGAGGUGAAUUACCUAAAGGAGCACAUUGAAUGCUGUUCAGUGAAGGUUAUUGGACUAAGGGAAAGAAUAGAAUAACUCAGGGAAACUGCAACUGCCAUGAAACAGGGCAGCACAGAAAGGGAACACAACUGAUAGAGUAGUUACUGUUGUAAGAAUCAGAAAAGGUUUUUGUCUAUUGAGAGGGAAAGAGUUGAGAAAAGAGAGGAAAUUGUGUGAACUUGAGCGUAAUCAAAGGAUGAGGUUGCCUGAGUUAGCCUUUGUUUGGCUAUGUGCAGAGUAAGAAGAAUCUCAAGAUGCUUAUUUAUUGUGGUAAACAUACUGGUGUGUUUGUUGAGGAGGAGACCCCUGUAAAAUUAAGUUUAUGCUGUCUCCAGAUGGAGAUUGUUUCCAAAUGGUGCAAAAAGGAAAAACAGACUUUGAAUUAUUUUCCAGUCAUAGGUGUCUACCCUGAUAAUGCACCUUGGUGUAGGAUAUGUUUACUUGAAAGGGGAGAUUUCCUGAGCUUGCAUGUGGGGCCUUUUAGGUAGGCUUGGAGGUAGUCACGGUUAAGAAGCUGGAAAAAAGGUUGGCUUUGAGGCUUUUUUUCCUUCUUUACACUAAAAGAGGAAUGAAAUAUGUGCUUGACUCAUUGAAGUUGCAAAUACAUGCAUGAUAAGACUAGUGAAUUAGUUUUAAAACUACUAUUUUUAUUUGUGCAAUGCUAUGAGAACUAAAAUAGCUGCUGUUGCACACUGCCUCCUCUGCAUAGGCUUUGUUCCUGAACUCACCAGCAUUCAGCUCUGGUACAGAUGUGUGAGGGCUGUUGCCCUCCAUGUGUGGCAUCCUUGCAGGUGGAGAGCCAGCCAGCAAAUCUCCUGGAAUGACAGAAACUUCCCUGGCAUUUGCAGAAAUGGGAAGAGAACAUUUUUUGCAUCCAAAUGCCAACCGUAUAUAAUUCCACAGUUUUAUGUGAAAGUAACUGCUGAAAGCAUAAAGUGGCUCUGUUUUAUGUAAAUUCUCUAUCUUGUUCCUUCCUAUGUAAUCCACAGCCUUAAAAUGGCAUUAAUACAGCUUUGGCAAUGGAUGAAAUACUAUGUGGAGUAAGAAUCAGCUCAACUCUAUAAAAAAAUCUUGCUCCACAAGGAAUUCAAGCAUAAAGUUUCAAUUGUUCAUGCUGUCAUUAUACUCUUUUAGUUUUUUACCAUCACUACCCAUUAGUUAAUUCAGCUUUAUUUGAAGCCUAUUUUAUAGAGGCUAAAUACUUGCUGUGUAGAUAUCUCAUGUGGGUGAGAGUAUAAAGAGAAGUUAGAUGUCAGAUUGCAAUUAAGAAUUCUGGGAUUUAGAGAUUUUGUCUUUCCAUCUGUAGAUUAGCUGCAGUCCCAUUAAGGCUGAAGAAAUAUUCUAAAUUCAAUAACAAAGAAAUAUAUGUUUGCCUUUGCCCUUAAACAUCAGUAAAGGAUUGUAUUUAUUUGCUCAUCUCUAAUUGACAGCAAAUUCCAAGACUAUAUUGUUAUUUAUGGGAUAUAUAUGUACAGCCUCAGUAGAACAAUUGAUUUUUUAAUACACCUCAAACCAGAAAAUUUUCUCUGUGUGUAUUAUUUGGGUUGUCUCUUUACAAUAUUACUGUCAGUACUCAAAUUAUUAGCCCAGAUUUAGAACAAUUUCUGAGGAAGUCUUACAGCUUGCUGACAGUAAAUACAGGUUUCUAGCUAUGCUUUGUAAUAAAAUUCGGCUGCUU